This is a messenger RNA of Daphnia carinata, 2028 nucleotides long. Its product is annotated as HAUS augmin-like complex subunit 5. The transcript has 6 exons. Bases 66 to 1976 code for a protein of 636 amino acids. NCBI's taxonomy places the organism in Eukaryota, Metazoa, Arthropoda, Branchiopoda, Diplostraca, Daphniidae. Gene Ontology annotation, cellular component: HAUS complex; centrosome. Gene Ontology annotation, biological process: centrosome cycle; spindle assembly. The record is from RefSeq and is a predicted model, not a curated record.
UUGAAGUUUGAAAUUCUGUGUGUUCAGCACAACUGCUGCAAAUAAGCUUUCGAAUCAAAACAAAAAUGUGUGAUGUUGAUCAAGUAGCAAAGGCUUUAGAAAAAUGGGCCGUGGAGGAAAUGGGAUUUCGUAAUAUUCAAAAGAAAAAUGGGAUUGACACAAACAAAUCUACGGAUUUAAGCGGGAUAUGCCUUGGACCCAUGGCUGACAUUUGGAUGUAUGUUAUAAAACAUGUGAAAAGUGAAACAACUGUUCAGACUAUUAAAGGAAACCUGAGUCUUCAUUCAAGAGCCCAAAUCGAGGAUCCCCAAAAGGUUAACCUUGUCACCCAAAAGGAAAAGCUAAAACAGGAAAUUGCUGAUCUGAGAAAAACGAAUGCUGUCCUUUAUGAUAGUUUAACAGAAGCAAAAACAUCAAUGCAAAAACAAGAAACUGAGUUAAGGAAGAAAAAGCUUGCAUUUAGAGAUUUGAAAAGAUCAUCGGUCCUGCUAAAUUUAGUGAAAGACAAUAUUGAAGAUAAUAUAAAAUCACUGAAUAAGAAUGGCAAAGAAAUAGAAAAACAAUUUCUGUCUCUUGCACCUCAGCUUGAGAAUGAGACAGAUCUUGAGCGAUAUAAAAUUGAUGUUGAAAAUAUGUGCAAACUAAUGCAGAAUUCAUUGAAUGAACUGUUGAAUGAAGAACCAAAUAUUGAGAAAGUCAAUGCUACCAAAAUGUCUGUUGGAAAUCAUUUAGCAACCCUGCUGGAAACCCUUCCUCAUCCUCUCUUCAUGAAAUUGAUUCAAGAACAGCAGGCAGCAGCUGUUUUAGCCAUAAAUCACAAGGAUUUCCGUUUACCUCAGCAAAGUAAUACGGCGCCCGAUUUUAUUCCAGAUAAUGUGCAACCCUUACAGAAACUGCUGUACGAAAUUUCUUGGUAUCAUACUGAAACUGCAGCACGUGCGGAAGCUGCAAAAAAACAAGCCAUACCAUUAAAACAGGAAUUGGAAAAAAUGAAAGCAAAAAUAUUGCAAUCUUUGCAUAUGCGUUUUGAUGCCGAAGAUCCAAAACUGGCCGAUGAACAAUUUAAAGCGAUUGAAAUGGAAAUCCAGCUUGCGAGCCGUAAAGGUGCAAUAGAGUCCCUGAGAACAAAUUUAGAGGAGCUGGAAAACUUCUGCACCCGUUACGAGGCUCGACAGGCUGAUAUUGAACAAAAGAUUCGUACUAUUGAAAGCAACAGCCGACUUUCAGACCACCUCACUGCUUUAAUUUGCACAUUGGCUAGGAAGCGCGCCAAUAGUCCAGAUCUUCUGCAGCAAUUAGUUAACCAAUCGCAGCGGAUGGUGAACGAAGAUUUCUCCACCGUUCAUAAUACAUUAGGUAAUUUUAUGGAGUCAUCCAAGUGCAACUUCGUCGAAAAGGAAAUGGAGUUGUACCGUCAGCUGCAACCUUCUCAGCUAUUUAAUGUCCGCAUGGACACGAAGCUUGUGCCUGUAAACCGCCUGUCAUUACAUCGACUUUUACUGACAGGCGACUCGGAUGUGUCAGGAAAUCAUCUUGAAAAGGCUCUGAAGUGCCUAGGUAUUGCUUCCACCCUACCUGUUUUUCGAGUCUUAGAGAGGGUCGGGGAAAAACAGUUAGAAAUGCGAAAAAUGCAGCAAGCUCUAAAGUGGCAUGAAACCAGGAAUUCGGAGAUGAUAGAAAAACAUGGACUAGUCUGGCUCGAAAAUGGAGCUCUUCAUUAUAAAGAGCUAGCAAAGAUGUUAGAUGAUAGUUGGAAUGCACAAAAGACAGCUAUAUCACCUUCCUUGGAAUUACGCCGUAAGAGGAUGGAAGAAGCUCUGAAAUACAUCGCAGAUGUCGACGUCGCACUGCAUGAAUGGUGCAACGAACCAGCUAAGUUUAUUGACACAGGCCGCACUGUCAAUGGGAAAACGCUUGACCAGUGGAAUGUCGAAUGGAAAAAAUCCCUUACUUUGUGCCGCAAAAAAGCCCCGUAGAUAAUAACAUUAAAAGGAAUGGUUAAUACAUGUAUUUUCACUUGUUCAAACA